Molecule: messenger RNA, 1800 nt
Organism: Dromiciops gliroides (monito del monte)
Lineage: Eukaryota; Metazoa; Chordata; Mammalia; Microbiotheria; Microbiotheriidae
Gene: SERPIND1
Product: serpin family D member 1
Exons: 5
Coding region: 162-1646 (494 amino acids)
Biological process (GO): negative regulation of endopeptidase activity; blood coagulation
Molecular function (GO): serine-type endopeptidase inhibitor activity
Source: RefSeq, a predicted model, not a curated record
AACGGCAGUUCAGGGGUGUUUGGUUUGGAUCCUGUUUACCUUGGAGAACGUGCACCAGCCCGGCCCCAAAGUUCACAUUGAAGCUGCAGUGGUGGCCGGAGGCUGCGGAUCUCUGCUCUCCGCUCUGCCAGCUCAGGGGCAUCGAGGGGCAGGGUCUCAGAAUGAAACCCCAGCUCUUCCUCCUUUCUCUAGUGGCAUUAUCUGUGUCGGGGAAGAACAAAGAGCCUGCGGGGCUCUUGCAGGAUGAGGCGAAAUCCCCCUCAGCCAAUGGGAAGUGGGAGCCGCUCGACUCCACAAACCUAAGCAUGCCUCUCCUCCCCGCCGACUUCCACAAGGAGAACACGGUGACCAACGACCUGAUUGUGGAGGAGGAGGAGGAGGAGGACUACCUGGACCUGGAGAACAUCUUCAGUGACGAGGACGACUACAUUGACGUCAUCGACGCCGUCUCCCCCACAGACCCGGAGGCCCAGCCUGGAAACAUCCUCGGGCUGUUCCAAGGCAAGAGUCGGAUCCAGCGUCUCAACAUUCUUAACGCCAAGUUUGCCUUCAACCUCUACAGGACCCUGGAGGAGGCGACCGACCCGACCGGCAACCUCCUCCUGGCACCGGUGGGCAUCUCGACGGCCAUGGGCAUGAUCUCCUUGGGCCUGAAGGGAGACACCCACGAGCAGGUUCACGCUGCCUUGUAUUUCAAGGACUUCGUGAACGCCAGCAGCAAAUACGAGACGCAGACGGUGCACAACCUCUUCCGGAAGCUGACCCACCGCCUCUUCAGGAGGAAUUUUGGCUACACUCUGCGGUCAGUGAAUGACCUUUACCUUCAGAGGCACAUCCCCAUCCGGGAAGACUUCAAAAAUAAGAUGAAGGAAUACUACUUUGCCGAGGCCCAGCCCGCUGACUUCUCCGAACCAGCUUUCAUCACCAAGGCCAAUGACCAUAUUCUGAAGGUCACCAAGGGCCUGAUAAAGGAUGCUCUGGUGAACAUAGAUCCAGCCACCCAGAUGAUGAUUCUGAACUGUAUUUACUUCAAAGGUACCUGGGUGAACAAGUUCCCAGUGGAAAUGACACAUAACUCCAAUUUUCGCCUGAAUGAGAGAGAGGUGGUCAAGGUUCCCAUGAUGCAGACCAAGGGCAACUUUCUUGUGGCCAAUGACCAGGAGCUGGACUGCGACGUGCUGCAGCUGCAGUAUGUGGGGGACAUCAGCAUGCUGAUCGUGGUGCCCCACAAGCUGGCAGGCAUGAAGACUCUUGAGGCCCAGCUCAGCCCGCAGGCAGUAGAGAGAUGGCAGAAAAGCAUGACCAACAGAACCCGUGAGGUGCGCCUUCCUCGGUUCAAGCUGGAGAAGAGCUAUGAUCUCGUGGACGCCCUGAAGUCGAUGGGCAUCACCAAGCUGUUUGAUCACAGCGGGGACUUCUCCGGGGUAUCCGACCAGAAACUCGUCAUCGACCUGUUCAAGCAUCAAGGCACCAUCACGGUGAACGAGGAGGGCACGCAGGCUGCCGCUGUGACCACCGUGGGCUUCAUGCCCCUCUCCACGCAGGUUCGAUUCGUCGUCGAUCGCCCUUUCCUGUUCCUCAUCUACGAGCACCGCACCAGCUGUCUGCUGUUCAUGGGCCGCGUCUCCAAUCCCAGCAGGUCUUAGAGGUGGCGGCCGGCCCCCCGCAUGCAGGGGUCACGUCUCAUCAAAGGGAAUCUGUGGGAAUCGCUCUGUGUAGCAAACAGUCCUGAAUCUUGAGGAGCUGUGUGAGCCUGCACGUGCAGUCAAUGAAUUGAUUAAAGUGUCUUUAAGGAGCAGA